UGUGAUUCCGGAGUGGGGUUAAAAGUUUUAUUUGAUCAGCUGCAUCAAAAGCCUAAAAAAAUUAUGGUGUUAGGUGCAGCUUGCUCUGUGGUUACCCAACCUAUGGCUAAAACAUCUCAAUACUUCGAUCUUUUGCAGUUAUCAUAUGCCUCUGCCUCACCCGCUUUAAGUAUUCGUUCGGUAUAUCGCAAUUUCUUUCGAAUAUAUCCUUCUGAAACUGCAAUCAAUCCAGCUAGAAUAGGGCUAUUGAAGCGCUUUGGUUGGAAGAAAAUAGUCUUACUAUAUCAAACUGUAGAACUCUUUUCUGCCACUGCCACAUCUUUGAUUCAAGUAGCUGAAGAAAAUGAAAUCCAGGUUACAGCUACGCUGGGUUUUAGUUCCGAUGAUGAUCCCUAUCAGGCUCUUAUUUCAAUACAGAAAUCAGAAACACGUAUUAUCGUGGGAGGAUUCUACAGCUCCCAAGGUCGUAAAGUAUUUUGUCGAGCAUACCAUCUAGGACUUACAGGAUCUGCAUAUGUUUGGAUUAUUACCGGUUGGCUUGAAGAAAACUGGUGGCUGGAUCCGCUUGGGGAAGGAGUUACAGUCGGCAAUCACCAUUGCAAUGAUUCAGUUAUGACAAAAGCUGUUAAAGGCUAUUUUGGUAUGGCCACCUUAGCUAUAUCUAGUCGUCCUCAAUCAACUAUAUCCGGGCUGACAUCAUCAGAAUGGCUCCAACUAUUCUUUAAAUACCUACAAAGACCUGGCGCUUACGUUGGAGCUAUAGAUUUUGCUUCCUUCACGUACGAUUCCGUUUGGGCCAUAGCUUUAACAUUGAAUCAAUCCAUUAACCCAUUAUCAAAAAUAAAUAAAACAUUGGAAGACAUCGAUUAUUACGAUAAAGAGGCGUUAUCGGUCUUUAAAGAUCAAAUGCAAGCUUUAGAAUUCAUAGGAAUAACCGGGCCAGUUGCAUUUAACCAAAAUGGAGAUCGCUUGGGCAUUACUACCAUCAAGAGGCAAAUUGGCAGCAAAGAAGUUAUCUUUGGAUUAUACGAUAAUAAAAGGGAGACAGUUAAUUGGAAUUACUCUGUUGCAAUUACUUGGCAAACUGCAAACAAUCAAACACCGGUAGACAGUCCAAGAAUUAUUGUUGUUAAUGCUAGCAUUGCUAUACCUCUAUUCAUUGGUAUUUUGUCCAUUGAUGUCAUUGGAAUGUUAAUGACAAUCGUUUUCUUGGUUUUCAAUAUUAAAAGUCGCUCUAUUCGGAUCAUUAAAAUUUCUAGCCCGAAUGUAAACAAUAUCAUUGCGAUUGGAGCAAUUUCUUGUUAUAUUUCAGUAUUCUUCUUCGGUGUUAAUACUCAGAACAUAAAUCAGCACAACGGCUUACUGUUGGCAAGUUGUUGGUGCCGCUCUUGGUUUCUAGUUAUUGGUUAUACAUUAGGAUUUGGAGCAUUAUUUGCAAAAACAUGGCGUAUUCAUUCCAUUUUUGCUAGAAAGUCGGUUAAGACCAAGUUAAUCCGUGAUAGCCGACUUUAUGGAAUUAUAAGCGCUGCUGUUUUUGUGGAUAUUUCAAUUAUGUUGGCUUGGGGAAUUAUUGAUCCUGUAAAUAUUGAAACAAAAAAUGAAUCAGUCCCCGACUUCAGCCAUAACCGUGAUAGAAUAAUGAUCAUUUCGAUUAAACAAUGUCAUUCUAAAUAUCCAAUUGUCUGGAAUGUUUUACUAUUUGGAUUUAACGGAUUACUGUUAGUUUAUGGUGCCAUAUUAGCUUGGCAAACGCGUCAAGUCAAAAUGAUGGCAGUUAAUGAUUCAAAACUAAUUGGCUUAGCAAUUUAUAAUGUGGCAAUCUUUGCAUCCAUUGGAGCUGGAAUAGCAUCUCUAGUAUACGAUAAACCAGACGCAUUCUUUGGUUUAAUUUCCGUAUUUAUCAUUUUUCCUACCACCGUGACAGUUUGCUUGGUGUUUGUACCAAAGGUUGCUUAA
Molecule: messenger RNA, 1956 nt
Organism: Trichoplax adhaerens
Lineage: Eukaryota; Metazoa; Placozoa; Uniplacotomia; Trichoplacea; Trichoplacidae
Exons: 13
Biological process (GO): gamma-aminobutyric acid signaling pathway; G protein-coupled receptor signaling pathway
Cellular component (GO): G protein-coupled receptor heterodimeric complex; membrane
Molecular function (GO): G protein-coupled GABA receptor activity
Source: RefSeq, a predicted model, not a curated record